AUGGCGUCUCUCUUCUCCUUUGUUGAGCCGACUCGCGUCUCCUCUCCCUGGAGGCAGUCCGAAACUUCGGGUAGCGGCCCCGGCAGCCCCCGGCCAACACCCGGCGAUGCCGGCGCGUAUGCCCUUCCCGAACCCGGACUUCUCUCCGAGUAUGGCAUCUCUAGGCUAGGCCCGGAGCCUCAGGAAGGUCCGAUAGAAUACAAACUGCAUCUCAUGCUCCGGCCGAGGCGGGUCUAUAGCCACAUUAGCACCGCUCCGCACAUCUCUGGCUCGGUACAAGCUCGGCCGGCUCCCGCCUCUGCGAAGCAGUUGGGCUCCCCGCUCCAGCCGUCAGUCUCGACCCAAAGUCGCCAGGAAAGGCUCUCGCACUUGACCACCCAGCUUCUAUGGAGGUUGAAGCAGUCCUCUCCCAACCAUGUCACAAGCUCCCGCCAAGACAUUCUCAUCCCUCGGCUGCCGGAGGACAUUGUUGAUGCGAGCCAGCUCGUGAAGCCGGAUAAGCUGCCAGUAGGUCUUGAGGAAUCUCUAGGUGCCUUGUACGAGAUUGGUGUAUCCGAUGAUGGUACAUUGGUAGGCCUCACCAGAGACGAGUUGGACGAGAGCAUCCUCGUCCUGAGGAACAUGGCGGCCAGUCUUGGCUGCGACGUCAAGAUCCUUCGCAUCGUCGAAGUGGGCCUGUGCGAGUUCCGCGAGGGAGACGAUUCCCCGAAGCAAGGCCCUCGGACACCCCCGAGCCCUCGUUACAGCGCCAGAAGCUCUGGGUGUGCGAAGCCGUCGUCACACCGGAUCUCGGUCUCAGCAGCGCCCCGCGUUCCCCAACCCCGGAAACAACGGCUCGGCACCGGCCAUCGUGCGGUCGACCACCGCACAGCUACGGAUCACCUUGACGGGACCCAGUACUGCGGGCAAGUCGACCCUCCUCGGCACCCUUUCCACCGGCACCCUAGACAACGGGGAGGGAGCAGCCGCCUCGGUCUACUCAAGCACCGGCACGAGGUCGCCUCCGGCGUGACUAGCUCGGUCGCCCAGGAGCUCAUCGGGUACAAAGACGACGAAAUCUUCAACUUUGGGCGGCCCGACAUCGAAUCGUGGAUCAACAUUCACGACGGCGCCGAGGACGGCCGUCUCGUCUUCGUCUCCGAUUCGGCCGGCGCCACCCGGUUUCGCCGAACUAUCCUACGCGGCCUCAUUGGCUGGGCGCCGCACUGGAUCAUCCUGUGCAUCGCGGCCGACGACAAAGACUUUGCGACCGGCGCCCACGGAACCGACGCGACGCGCGGCGAGCAGUCCUUGAAUGCUGCCGCGGCCCACCUGGACCUGUGCCUGAAGCUAGGCGUCCCCCUCGCGGUCCUUCUCACCAAAGGAGACGCCUCGGGCAUCGCCGUGAUCAAGCCCAUCCUGGAGCGCGUCAUGGCGGCCACGAAAGCGGCGGGCCGCGAGCCGCAUCUCGUACGCACCGGCCAAGAGUGCCACGCCAAUCCCACCCACGUCCCCGCGGACGACGUGAACAAGAUCCGCGCCGUCGUCGCCAAGAUGGACAGACCGGUCGGCCACGUCCCUAUCGUCUUGACGAGCUCGGUCAUGGGCAAGGGCAUCGGCCUCGAUUUCACCGGGCCGGUGCUGAAUCCCGAGCAGCCCGUCACUCUCUUCCACAUUGAAGAAAAGUACAACCUCCCGCGCGGCACGCCCCGUGUCCGCGGGCUACAGCGACCCGGUGGACGAGGGGAUCGUGGUUUCCGGACACCUGCGGUUCGGAGACCUCCAGGUGGGCCAUCGCGUAGUCGUGGGGCCUUUCCCGCCCGAGGAAGACGACGAUGCGGGCGAGCCGCGGCCGGAAGACAGGCCGUCCCCGGCAGUUACUCGGCGCUGAUGUCCGCGCACCAGAAUGCGGGCGAGCUGGCCCGGCUCGCGAUCAAGAACGCCGUCUCCGCCUCCAAGAUCAAGGGCGAGUGGCACGACGCCACCAUUGUCAGCAUUCGAAACCUUCGCCUCUCCGUCAUUGCUCUGGAAGCCGGCCAGGUGGGUUCCGUCGGCCUCGUGCUCGACAAGCCCGAGCACAUGCAGCGCAUCCGCAAAGGAAUGGUGAUUGCCGUGCCGUCCCACCACAUGAGGAAGACGGGCGUCUCGCUGCAGGCCGCGAGCGGCCUCACGGCCCUCGUGCGGACGGCUGCCAAGGUCGUGCGCGUGGCGGAGGCCCGCCCCAAGGAGGACGGCAUCGGCGAGCCGGACGGCGUCUUCAGGCUCGACGACCAGCUGGAGGGCGGGCAGGACACGCAAAACGGGGCGGGCUCGGCCGGGGUCGAGGUGGCGCUGGAUAUCCUGUCGAGCCGGGAGUGGGUGGAGCUGGGGUCGCAAAUAGUGGUGUUGGAGGGCGGUAGGUCCGGGUUGGAUGCGCUCGUGGGCAGGGUGAUCGAGGUAGCGGACUACUAG
Molecule: messenger RNA, 2430 nt
Organism: Parascedosporium putredinis
Lineage: Eukaryota; Fungi; Ascomycota; Sordariomycetes; Microascales; Microascaceae
Source: the annotation of a GenBank genome assembly